Messenger RNA from Marmota flaviventris (yellow-bellied marmot), 2837 nucleotides. The record is from RefSeq and is a predicted model, not a curated record. Lineage: Eukaryota; Metazoa; Chordata; Mammalia; Rodentia; Sciuridae.
AGCGGCAGCCUUGGGGUCCCCGACCAGCGGACAAAAGCCUCCCUUGCUGGUUGCUGCCGCUUGGCAACAAGGUGCUGAGUCAUCCAGCCUCCGAGCCUCACUGCCGCGGCCUUGGCAGAUAACGGAGCGACCCACACGGGGGCGGGGUGUCGUAGAGUGUGCGCUCACUUUGGAAGGUCGGAGGCUUUCCGUCGGGUUAGCAGCGGAAUCUAGUGUACUGGAUGGAAGACCGGGCGCUGGAGCUCAUGCCUUAUCGGUUAGAUCUGCUUGGUAAACCUGGUGUGUCACCAUGCUGGCUGCAAGGUUUGUGUGUCUCCGGACACUACCUUCCAGGGUUUUCCAUCCAGCUUUCACCAAGGCCUCCCCUGUUGUGAAGAAUUCCAUCACUAAGAAUCAAUGGCUCUUAACACCCAGCAGGGAGUAUGCCACCAGGACAAGAACUGGGAUCCGCCGUGGGAAAACUGGCCAAGAACUCAAAGACGCUGCAAUGGAACCAUCAGCGGAAAAAAUAUUUAAAAUUGAUCAGAUGGGAAGGUGGUUUGUUGCUGGAGGAGCUGCUGUUGGUCUUGGAGCAUUGUGCUACUAUGGCUUGGGAAUGUCUAAUGAGAUUGGAGCUAUUGAAAAGGCUGUAAUUUGGCCUCAGUAUGUGAAGGAUAGAAUUCAUUCUACCUAUAUGUACUUAGCAGGAAGUAUUGGUUUAACUACUUUGUCUGCCUUGGCAGUGUCUAGAACGCCUGCUCUUAUGAACUUCAUGAUGAGAGGCUCUUGGGUGACAAUUGGUGCAACCUUUGCAGCCAUGAUUGGAGCUGGAAUGCUGGUACACUCCAUAUCAUAUGAGCAAAGCCCAGGCCCAAAACAUCUUGCUUGGUUGCUACAUUCUGGUGUGAUGGGUGCAGUAGUAGCUCCUCUGACAAUAUUAGGGGGACCUCUCCUUAUUAGAGCUGCAUGGUACACAGCUGGCAUUGUGGGAGGCCUCUCCACUGUGGCCAUGUGUGCCCCCAGUGAGAAGUUUCUGAACAUGGGAGCACCCCUGGGAGUAGGCCUGGGUCUCGUCUUUGUUUCCUCACUGGGGUCUAUGUUUCUUCCACCUACCACUGUGGCUGGUGCCACUCUGUACUCAGUGGCCAUGUAUGGUGGAUUAGUUCUUUUCAGCAUGUUCCUUCUGUAUGAUACUCAAAAAGUAAUCAAGCGUGCAGAACUAGUACCAGCAUAUGGAUUUCAAAAAUAUGAUCCCAUCAAUUCGAUGUUGGGAAUCUACAUGGAUACACUAAAUAUAUUUAUGCGAGUUACAAGUAUGCUAGCAUCUGGAGGCAACAGAAAGAAGUGAAGUAACAGCUUCUGGCUUCGCUACUGAAUCAGAUGUCUUGCUUGUUUAACAGCACAUAUUUGUCACAUAGUUUGUACAAGCAGCUUUCCGUGAUGUUUAGAAGUUAGGAACAUAUGUUGUCAACAUGUUUAAAAUGUUCCAGUAAUGUGAUCCUUCAGGUUUGCUUUUUCUUCUAGAGAAUAAAUUCAAUAGUUCUCUUUCAAAUAAGCAUAUACAUUUCCAAUUUUCAUUUUUAAAAUACUAUAACAAAAUAUGAAAUCUAAGGUUUUUGUGUUAUAAGAAUUUAAGCUUUUAAGUUUAUUGGGUUAAGUUAGCAAACUCAUGUUUGCCUGUAUAUUUGGGGGGGAUGCAGAAUGUUGAAAAUAUGGGUUUUGGUAUAGAGACCAGAGAGAAGUAAAAGGUCAUCUGCAGUCUUUUGUUGAAUACUCAUAUGUCUUAGCUAUGUGAUCAUGGGAAGCCAGUAAGAGUCAUCUAGGUAUUUGGAACAGUUGCUAUUUUCCCAUGUGUCUAUGAAACAGAGGUGAUGAAAUCUGCUCUGCUUCUCAUUGCUGUCUUUACAUUGUGGAUAUAAUGAUUGGCUUCUCAUUGUUAGGGCAAUCCAGAGUGUUAAUCAUAAGGAGAAUUCCUGAUAGAAUUAUGUGAGUUUUACUUUUGAAUCUUUUGUUUCAAGAUAAAAUAUUUAUUCAUAACAUGAAACUUGAUGCUUUUUUUUUUUAAGUACACAAAAGAUGUGUUUAUAAUUGCUUAUCUCUUCAAACUCAGGAGCCUUUUUCAGAAAAGUCUGUUGCUUACACUAGAGAUUAUGAAAGCAGUUUUCUCAUAAAACUGUUGGUUUCUUGCAUUCCCUCUGAGACUAAUAAGCACUUAACAAGCAAAGCAAAAGUAGUGUUUGUGAAACACAUGAAUCAGACUUAUAGUAGGGAAAGUGCUUCGUUAGUGUCCACUAGCAGUUUUCUUUCUGUCCUGCAUAAACCACUACUUAGCUUUUUUUGUGAUUAUAAGUUUUUUGAUACAAGAGUUAUUUUUGGAAGUCUUUAAUGAAUGGAAAGAAAUAUGUAUGAUUAUUGAGAUGAUUGCUGUUUUUGAGAAAUAUUUAUUACAGUAAUCCAGAAAUAACUAUUUUAACCAUCUCAAAGUAUAUAGGAUGCUUAUUUCUGAAAUAAUAAAGGUUUCAGCCAGAUGGUAAUUGGUCUGCUUUUUCCAACUAAACCACAUGAACACCAUUUUAAUAGGGAUUUAUUUGUUCAAAAUAGCAACAUAGGCGUUUGCUAAUAGUACUUGUACCUCGUCUGUCUCUAUUUUGCUAUUGCAGCUUCUUAACCCUUAUUUCUUAUGUGACUUGACAAGUUUCUUAACCUUUCUUUGUUUAGUUUUUCUGUUAAAUGAAGGUAAAGCCUAUCUCACAGAGUUAAGGUUAAAUGUGCACAAACUUGGUAAGCAUUGUAUAAUUAUUAAUUGCUGAUGCUGGUUUGUUAGUUUGUUUCCCUAAAUAAAAAUUAUAGAUGCCAAA